Rotaria sp. Silwood1 is the source of this 939-nucleotide messenger RNA. NCBI's taxonomy places the organism in Eukaryota, Metazoa, Rotifera, Eurotatoria, Philodinida, Philodinidae. The record is from the annotation of a GenBank genome assembly.
AUGCAAUAAAUAUUUCCACAAACUUCCAAUGCAACUAGAUGGAAACAACAUGGAAUUACGGUAGCUGGAGGAAAUGGACCAGGCAAGGAAAAAAAUCAACUUCACGAACCACUUGGUUUGUGUAUUAAUCAUGACAAUGAAACUAUCUACAUUGCGGAUGCUCGAAAUCAUCGUAUUACAGAAUGGAAACGUGGUGCGACGACUGGUCGAGUUGUGGCCGGUGGGAACGGACAAGGAAAUCGACCUGAUCAAUUGAAUCGGCCGACAGAUGUAAUUUUUGAUAAAGGAACAGAUAGUGUCAUCAUUUGUGAUUAUGGAAAUAGAAGAGUAGUUCAAUGGUCUCUUCAUAGCGAUAAACAAGGAGAAACAAUCGUUUCAAAUGUAGGAUGUGUAAAACUAGCAAUGGACUAUGAUGGAUGUAUUUACAUCGUUGAUGAAGAUAACCACGAAGUGAAACAAUAUCGAAUGGGAGAAAAUGUCGGAAGAGUUGUAGCAGGUGGAAACGGCCGAGGGAAUGGUCUCAAUCAACUGAAUUAUCCGUCACAUAUAUUUGUCGAUCGAGAUCAUUCAGUCUAUGUAUCAGAUGGAGCUAAUCGUCGUGUAAUGAAAUGGAUGGAAGGUGUGAAAGAAGGCAUUAUUAUCACUUGUGCUCAAAUUCAUGAAAACAGUCUUACACAAUUAUUACAUCCGCAAGGGAUUUUCGUCGAUAAUUCAGGUUUUGUUUAUGUGGCUGAUCAAUGGAACCAUCGAAUAAUGCUCUACGUUGAAGAAGAUAAAAAGGGAAAUGUGAUUAUUGGUAAAUACGGCCAAGGAAGUCAAUCAAAUCAACUCUCCCAUCCCGUUGGUUUAUCAUUUGAUCGAGAGGGUAAUUUGUACGUGAGUGACUGGAGAAAUGCUCGAGUACAAAAGUUUUUAAUAGAGAAGAUGCAAAGUGACUGA